This is a messenger RNA of Wyeomyia smithii (pitcher-plant mosquito), 3307 nucleotides long. RefSeq names its product vacuolar protein sorting-associated protein 18 homolog (gene dor). Gene Ontology annotation, cellular component: HOPS complex; endosome. Gene Ontology annotation, biological process: intracellular protein transport; endosome organization; organelle fusion. Gene Ontology annotation, molecular function: protein-macromolecule adaptor activity. The record is from RefSeq and is a predicted model, not a curated record. The transcript has 3 exons. NCBI's taxonomy places the organism in Eukaryota, Metazoa, Arthropoda, Insecta, Diptera, Culicidae. Bases 168 to 3128 code for a protein of 986 amino acids.
AAUAGUAUUUACUUUGUUGACAGCUUUUUAUAACCAAAACAAAAGGAAAGUUGAGCAAAAUCAAAUUAUCAAUUUCAUCUCUCACUAAACCGAUUGUAAUUGUAACUAAAUUUUGAGUUGAAUAUUAGUUUAUGUUUUAAACUGUUUGAUCGGAAUCUGUUAAAGAAAUGGCCUCUCUGUUUGACCAAUAUUCUUCAGCUUUGAUACGAGAAAAUACCAGCAGCGAGACGGAUCCGCCCAAUCGUCCACCUUCUUCUGGUUAUGUUAGUGUUCGUAUGAAAAAGGAGAUACCGAUAUUCGCGAAGCAGAAAAUGAAUUUAAAUUUGCCGGCAGGUAUUUUGUAUCUGUCCGUGCAGAACGAUUGGUUAAUAAUCCUUAUGACGAAUCUUACUAUACUGCGAAUGAACAUCAAGCAGCCAAACGAGUUUACGGAGGUUCCUAUCGAUAAGUAUGUUGGAGGAUUAAAGCCUACCAGUUUAUUUUUGGAUCCAUUGGGAGCGCAUCUGUUUAUAACUUUUUGUCCGAAAUCUCCCGGUUUUACUCCGGAAGUUUUGUAUUUGCAACGGAGCAGCUUCAAGCCGAAGUUCAUUUCAAAGCUAAAAGAUCAAGAUAUUACUGCUGUAGGAUUUAAUUAUUCCAAUAGCUCAGAGCUCACGACGGGACCGAUACUAUUAGGCACUAGUAAAGGAACUAUUUGGGAGGCUGAACUGGGCAUUGAAGGCGGAGAUAAGUUGAUGCAGCAAAACGUCCGGCAGGUCUUUGAUGUGGGCACUGGUGGCGAUAGCCGACCGAUUUCCGGGAUCGAAUUUCAUAUGCGACAUGAACAGAAAAGCAUUCAUUGUAUCAUUCUGGUGCUGACGUUAGACCGAAUCUAUACAUUCCACGAAACCAUUCGCGGGGUUGAAUCGAAGAUGACAACUGGUCUUUUACAGAGAGUUUUCAACUCUUACUUGAACAUCCCGGAGCAGUUGAACGAUUUCGAACAUGUAGUCAGUAAGAUGAGCUAUUCUAAGCUGCAGUUUAACUACGAGGAAGAUUUUCCAAAAAGCUUUGGUUGUUUAACGGAAGACGGCAUAAAUUAUCAAGAGCUUGACCCUAAAAUGGACACUCCACAAUUUGUUGUGCAAAAAGAAUUGAUUCCGUAUCCAGCACAAGAAGACAUCACGCAACCGCAGCAGGAGAAUUCGUAUAAGGUGGCACCGAAAUGCAACACCCCAUUGUCUUUUGUUUUGACUGAUUUUCAUGCAAUUCUGUUAUACGCCGAUCACGUUACGGCAAUAUCGCUGCUAAACUAUCAAAUCGUUUACGAGGAGUAUUUUGUUGAGCAGUACGGCAAGCUUACUAACGUACUGAAAGAUGUGCGAUCCAAUGUGACCUAUGUCUACAGCAAUAAAAUGAUUUUUCGCUAUAAGAUUAACAAUGAACAACGCAAUGCUUGGCGCUUGUAUGCUGAUCGACAGAAGUUCGAAUUGGCACUUCAAUAUUGCAACGAUAAUCCAGCUCAUCGAGAUAUCGUUCUAGUCAAGCAAGCGCAGUCGUUCUUUGAUCUUGGAGAUUAUCUAGAAGCAGCACGGAUAUACUCCAAUACUCAGUUGAGUUUCGAAGAGGUUUGUUUACGUUUUUUGCAACGCAAUCAGAACGACGCCCUGAUGCUGUACUUAAAGAAUCGGUUAGCCAAGUUGAAACCACAGGAGAAAACGCAGAUCACCAUGUUAAUUGUGUGGAUGGUUGAACUUUAUUUGAUAGAAAUCUCUCGCUGUGCUAAAGGUGAAAAUGCUGAUCGAGAGCGAGUGCUACAGAAGGAAUUUGAUGCGUUCAUGCAGACAGCGAUCGUGAUUGACUGUAUGAAAAAGAAUCGAUCAGUUAUUUACGAUUUGAUGGCUUCACAUGGAGACAACCACAAUCUAACCGCUUUAACGACUAUUCAUCAGGACUACGAAAGUGUCUUGCAGCAGUAUGUUAACCAGUCUCGUUUCGACGAUGCUUUGGCGGUACUACGCGCUCAGAAUCGUUUAGAGUUGGUGUACAAAUACGCACCUGUUGUGAUGGAAGAGUUGCCUGCUGAGACGAUAUCGGUCUUAAUCGCCUACGGAAAACGAUUGGAUCCAAUUAGGUUGAUUCCUUCUUUGCUCUGUUUGGACAGCCCCAAACACAUUUCUGAGAUUGUAAAAUAUUUAGAAUUCUGUAUCCAUUCCGCGGGUUGCACCGAACCGGCCAUUCAUAACUAUCUGAUUCAAUUGUAUAGUGAUAAUUUCCGCGAGAAACUGCUCACAUUCCUUGAAACUCAGGGUAAGGAGAUCACUAUGGUGAGUUAUGACGCACACUUCGCUCUACGAAUAUGUCUGAAGCAUCGAAUCAAAGAUGCUAGUGUGUUUUUACAGUGUCUACUAGAAAUGUGGGUCUCGGCUGUUGAAUUGGCUCUGACCUUUGAUAUUCAGCUGGCGAAAAACACUGCUUCACAGGCACGGGAUAAAUCGCUACGCAAGAAGCUGUGGCUCAUAAUUGCGGAGAAGGAGAUUCGCGGCAAGCAUGAAAAUGUGCAAGAGGCAUUGAAAAUCUUGAAGGAAUGCGAUCUACUUCGGAUAGAGGAUCUGUUGCCGUACUUUUCGGAUUUCCAAAAAAUUGAUCACUUCAAGGAGGCCAUCUGCGAAUCGCUUAAGGAAUAUAAUAUUCGAAUACAGGAGCAGCGCAAAGAUAUGGAGGAGUCGGCGAAAUCGGCAGAACGGGUACGAUCGGAAUUGCAAACUUUCCGCAACCGGUCAGUUACGGUUGGGGCCCAGGAGCAGUGCGCCAUCUGUGGUGUUUAUCUGUUGCUAAAGCCUUUUUUUAUAUUUCACUGUGGUCACAAAUUUCAUGGCGACUGUUUAGAACGACAACUGCUUCCACAAUUGAGCUCGGCAGUGGUUAGCCAUUUGAUGAACUUGAAGCAGCAGUUGAAUGUAGCGCAAAGUCAAUCUAUCGAAACAGGAAGUCACGGUGGCGACACGAUGUCCAGUAAGGAGCAUUUGAAGAACCAAAUCGAAGAAAUUCUUGCAUCGGAUUGCCUAUACUGCGGUGAAGUGAUGAUUAACACUAUUGAUCGAGCGUUCAUAGAGAACUGGGAAAAGGUUGACAGCGACUGGCAAUAAGUUAGAAUGGUAAAUUUAUAAAUACACAGGAUCCUCAAUAAAUCAUGUUAAUAAAACACAUGUAUUUGGUCCUUACAAUUGUCAAAUGCAUAUUCUUUGACAAAAGUUGACAUGAAAAAUUGAUCAAGCGACUUGAUUUUACUUUCGUGAUUUUCACAAUUUGUUCAGCGGGUUACACA